AUCUUACAGAUGCAACCACGGAGUAGGUGGUGAGGGUCAUAUAUGAAUACAUGAUAGCUUUGAAUACCCGGUACGUGAUCUGGGAAUCUUAUUCUUACCCUUCACCCAAAUUCAAUUCAAGCAAGCGAUAUGGCAUUUUUCGGCUCAACAGCACCUGGCCUCAUCGUGGGAGCGUUGAUACUAUGCGCGCUUACCUACAGGUUCAUUGCCCAUCAACAAGAACUGCGAGCUAACAACCAAGUCGCUUCCGCUAAAGGGUGCCUUCCGCUCAGACAAUGGAACUCGACUUGGCCACUGGGCCUAGAUCUACUUGUUCGAGCAUUUCGUUAUGACCGUAGGCAGCAGAUUCUCAAGUUCUUCCUUAAUGUCGUUGCUAAGUCUGGCACAACGUUCGAGCAAAAUCUCCUGUUCUCUCGAGGAGUCGAUACCAUCGACCCUCAGAACAUACAGGCCCUUCUUUCGACCCAAUUUGAUGACUUUGGACUCGGACUACGACCCCCAACAUUCUUGCCCUUGUUGGGGAGUGGGAUCUUCACUCAGGAUGGCGCACACUGGCGGCACUCACGCGAGCUGCUACGUCCACAAUUUAUGACGAACCGGUUCACCAAUUUUGAGCAGAUACGCAGCGCCGUAGACAGCCUCAUCUCCAGCAUUCCUGACGACAACGGCGUCGAUCUACAGCCGCUAUUCUUUCGCCUUACUUUCGAGACCACCCUCUUUCUACUGUUUGGAAAACACCUGCCAUCUCUCCAACUAGAGGGUAUCACAGGCCAGGAAACGGACUUUGCGAACGCUUUCAAUCUUGGACAGGAGUAUUUGGCAAAGCGCGGACGAUUAGGUGACUUCUACUGGCUUCUAGGCGGGAGAGAAUUUCGGAAAGCGUGUAAGAUAUGCCAUGAAUUUGUAGAUCAUGCUGUACAGAAGGCCUUGACUUCAGCCACAAACAAGUCUCGGGACACCAAGACAGAGCCUUACAUCUUCAUUGAUGCCUUGAUCGAGGAAACGCGGAACGCGAAAGUACUUCGGGAUCAGUGCCUGAAUAUCCUGUUAGCUGGGAGGGAUACUACGGCUUGUUGCCUCACUUGGACAAUACGUCUACUUGUCCAGCAUCCUCACGUCCUUUUCAAGUUGCGGGCCGAGAUCAGUGAUACAGUUGGGGUGGGACUUAGGUCGCCGACCCCUACUAUAACCCAGGUCAAAUCACUUCAGUAUCUCUCACUCGUCAUCAAAGAAGUCCUUCGCCUCUACCCAUCCGUCCCUGUAAAUUCGCGCGCCGCCACCAAAACCACAACCCUCCCCACAGGGGGCGGACCAACAGGCACCGCACCAAUCCUCGUCAGAAAAGGCGAGGCCGUAGGAUACUGUGUCUAUGCGAUGCACCGGCGUAGGGAUAUCUACGGCGCCGACGCAGACGAAUUUCGACCCGAGCGGUGGGAGAACGAUGCGCUGAAGGAUGUAGGCUGGGGGUAUUUGCCGUUUAACGGUGGACCAAGAGUUUGCUUAGGACAGGAAUUUGCGUUGCUGGAGGUUGGUUACACCAUCGUGCGAUUGCUGCAGACUUUUGAAGCUAUCGAGCAGGCGGAGGGGUAUAGGAUGGAGAAGAGAGUCGGCGAGGAGAGGCAGGUUCUUACAUUGGUUCUUUCAUGCGGAGAAGGGUGUGUAGUCAAGAUGAGGAGGUAUGGGGAUGAGGUGUAGGCAGCGGUCUGGUUAUAGCUUGGCAAGUAGUUAUAGUGGACUUUUUUUGUUAUCAUGGCGAUCCCAAUACUUACUACCCUACUGGAGUCCUGAGCACUUGCGGUAGGUAAAGGAACGAGCGGAUUCAUGUCUGUUUUGUAAGUGUUCAU
Messenger RNA from Aspergillus neoniger CBS 115656, 1844 nucleotides. RefSeq names its product cytochrome P450. The record is from RefSeq and is a predicted model, not a curated record. Lineage: Eukaryota; Fungi; Ascomycota; Eurotiomycetes; Eurotiales; Aspergillaceae. Gene Ontology annotation, molecular function: iron ion binding; oxidoreductase activity, acting on paired donors, with incorporation or reduction of molecular oxygen, reduced flavin or flavoprotein as one donor, and incorporation of one atom of oxygen; heme binding. The coding region runs from base 130 to 1695 and encodes 521 amino acids. The transcript has 6 exons.